AGGAUAGAGGACUUACUGUAACCUGCGCAUGCGUGCAGACCGAUAAGGAUUUAAUUCUAGACCUAUGUCCUAGACCAGUGCAAACGGAUUGUGUGGGUGAGCUGGAUUUGUAUUAAUAUGGGGGACUAAAAAAAAUUAAUUGCAGUAUUUUUUUGGACGCAGUUGAGAUUUCCUGGAGGCUCUGCGGGGCCAGACUGCUCACCAGCCCGCUCACCAGCCCGCCAGCCCUGCACAGAUAUCAGUCUGUCAACCUGCUGACUUGACUCGCAUCUCCUGCUCAUCGUCGCGUCAGGGUGAUAACUCCACUUGGAAACAAGUUUGGAUGUGGCAAGCAAACUGCAGACGUAUGCAUAAUUUAGCAGACUGGAUUUCCGGGACAGUGAUGGGAGGCUGUGUGGGGAGGAGUAGGAUGGAUGGACAAGGGAGUGCCCGAAGCUCGACAAGAAGCAAAAAACGUGGAGGACGUAAUGAGCCCCUCAAGAAGGAGCGUCCAAAGUGGAAGAGUGAGUACCCGAUGACAGGGGGCCAGCUGAGGAGUAAGAGAGAUGAGUUUUGGGAUACGGCUCCUGCCUUUGAUGGACGGAAAGAGAUCUGGGAUGCACUCAGAGCAGCAGCCCUAGCUGCAGAGUGCAAUGACCUGGAGCUAGCACAGGCUAUAGUGGAUGGUGCCUGCAUUACUCUGCCACACGGUUCCCUCACAGAGAGUUAUGAUGAACUGGGCAACCGGUACCAGCUCCCAGCCUACACUUUAGCCCCGCCUGCCAACCUCAUCUCUGAAACGUCCAGCGAGUGCAAAGUCUCUGACUCCACACAAAAACAAGCUCAACCCCCUCCGUGCAGACAAGAGUUCCAGCUACGGGUUCGAUUGUCAACAGGAAAGGAUGUGCGUCUGACGGCCAGCAUGGCGGACUCCAUCUCUGAGCUAAAGAAACAAUUGGAAGAACAGGAAGAAAUUGGCGUGACCCGCCAGAGGUGGUUCUUUUCCGGGAAGCUCCUGACUGACAAGACUCGUCUUCAAGAUGCCAAGAUCCAGAAGGACUAUGUCGUUCAAGUGAUUGUCAAUGUGAACUCUCCAGUCAUAGUUAACUGAUGAGUGAGACAGAGGACUAUGAAGAGGGGAAAAUAUAAAGGGCGUGCCACAGAGGGAGGGCAGAAAUAGGGCUUGAAAUAAUUUUCCAGUUGGCACUGCAGUGGGAUUUUGUGUACAUUUUUAUAUAAGAAUAUAUUGCUUUUAUAUUGCUCCUUUUUGUAUUUUUUUUCUUUUUCCAAAUGAAGUAAGAAUAUUUAAAAGCACUGAAACACUUUAGAUUAACAGUAGAGUCCUAAGAUGCGCAUCCCAGUGUCUGUCUGUCUGUUUGUGUGGACAUCAACUUAAAGCUCUAUUGUUUACAUGGUUCCCCCUCCUCGUCAUGUGUGUUCUACUUGUGCUUCAACUGAAUAUGGUUCUCCUGGGGGUCCGAAUAAGGAAAAUGCAUUCCCUUUUUUUUCUUUUUUAGAGAUGUCUGUCAUGCGAUUAAAGAGGUAAUAUAAGGAUGGAAGAAAACUGUAGAGAAAAUUGAAAAUGUAAAUAUCCUUUUCCAUAUGUGUUGUUUGGUCAUGUAACUAUGUGCACACAACAUUUUCAAUUCACAUCUGUAUAUUUGUAAUAAACACACGGAAUGUAUUGAAAGCACCUAAGGAAAAGAUAAUAAGAGAUGAUGAGGUUUGUUUUUUUGAUUUCAUCACUCCAAGCUAGAUACUGUAAUCUUAUGUAUAAUAUGAU
Anoplopoma fimbria (sablefish) is the source of this 1762-nucleotide messenger RNA. RefSeq names its product ubiquitin domain containing 1a (gene ubtd1a). Gene Ontology annotation, molecular function: protein binding. Lineage: Eukaryota; Metazoa; Chordata; Actinopteri; Perciformes; Anoplopomatidae. The transcript has 5 exons. The record is from RefSeq and is a predicted model, not a curated record. The coding region runs from base 323 to 1090 and encodes 255 amino acids.